Colletotrichum acutatum is the source of this 375-nucleotide messenger RNA. RefSeq lists its product as uncharacterized. Lineage: Eukaryota; Fungi; Ascomycota; Sordariomycetes; Glomerellales; Glomerellaceae. The coding region runs from base 1 to 375 and encodes 124 amino acids. The record is from RefSeq and is a predicted model, not a curated record. The transcript has 2 exons. Gene Ontology annotation, biological process: protein phosphorylation. Gene Ontology annotation, molecular function: ATP binding; protein kinase activity.
AUGGUAUUAAUACUGGCCUUUGACGGCCGUCUAGGCUUGAUGAUUCUCCCGCAUCUUCCCUCAAGCCCGGGUCACCGCAAACCAUCCUCUUUCACACCAACCGAUGUCCACGCAAUAUUUUGGCAGUCUUCAUCUGCCCUGAGGUAUCUCCACAACAAGAAGGCUCACCAUAACGACAUUGAGCCGGCAAACAUCACCUAUUCGCCUUCCCGCGGUGUCACGUUGAUAAAUUUCGGGCUAGCCACAAACGCUGAUGAACAGAUGAUGACGGGAGGUACUCCAUGGACGAUUACCCCUUCCGGAGAAAACGACGAAAGUUUGGCUUAUCCGCGCUGUGGUAGAACAAAGGAGGUGAUGCUCGGGGACAGACGAUAG